AUGUUUGGAAUUAAGGGUGUUUCGAAAGAUGGUAUUAUAUUUACGGGGUACCUAUUGGUUGGGUAUCACAACCACCUCCAAUCCUUAGGAACUUGCCUUGAUAGCCAUGAGAAUGGAAAGAUCACAAUGUGCCUGUGGGACCAUAAGGUUAAGGGACUCUUCUUCCACCAAACCGCAUUCAGUGUUAGCUUAUCCAAUGUCAAGAGCUUCAUUCAAGAUGUGCAAAAACUAGUUGAUUUGGAGCCUAAAGCAUUGAGUGUCCUAGACUUGUACAAUGGAGUCCUCAUGAGGUAUGUGAAGUCCUUAAGUGCUUUCUUAGGCAAACAAGAAGGUGGUGUAGACUUUGAUAUCACUUAUUAUCGGAGCAAAGACCCAAUGACCCCUAGGCUUUAUGAAGACAUACUUGAGGAGGUGGAGCAGCUUGGCUUGUUCAAAUACGAAGGGUUGCCCCAUUGGGGCAAGAAUCGAAACGUAGCGCUUGAUGGUGUAAUCAAAAAAUACAAGAAUGUUGGAGAGUUCUUGAAGGUGAAGGCGAGGUAUGAUCCAUUAGGGAUUUUCUCUAGCGACUGGACAAACCGAUUACUUGGAUUGCAAAACGGAGUGACAAUGGUCCAGGAGGGUUGUGCUCUAGAAGGGUUGUGUGUAUGCUCUCAAGAUGUCCAUUGUGCCCCAAGUAAAGGCUACUAUUGUCGACCGGGAAGAGUUUACAAGGACGCAAGAGUUUGUACUAAGUUAAGUUAA
Messenger RNA from Camellia sinensis, 741 nucleotides. Lineage: Eukaryota; Viridiplantae; Streptophyta; Magnoliopsida; Ericales; Theaceae. The record is from RefSeq and is a predicted model, not a curated record.